ACCCAAGUGGACCAAGUAUAAAUUGUCACAAAUUAAUGGAAAUUGUAUCAGUUGUUGACUCAGCUAAUCCCAAACCAUUCAGAGCAUCAUGAACUCCUUGGUAAUUGUAGCUUUCUUCGCCGCUUUGGCAGCCACUAGCGCUUCAGUCAUUGCUCCUUCAGCAAGGAUUAUCCAAGGACCAAGCGCAAGAGCUACAAUAGCAGGACCUGACGGCAGCGUGAUCUCGUCCGUAGCUCCAGGAGGAAAAAUCAUCGCUGAAAAUCAUGCAGGAUAUGUCGCUCAAGCAGCUCCAGUAGUCUCAGCCCCUGUAGUGUCCACUUAUGCUACCCACGGUGCCUAUGCUCUUCCCGCUUACAGCGCAUACUCCACCCCCGUAGUAUCUGCUUACUCUCCCCCUUUGGUGUCUGCUCAUGCGGCUCCGUCAGUAGUUGCCAGUGGUGUAGUAGCUCACAGAUCUGUUGACACAGUAGUUGCUGGUCCAUCCGGUACUAUCGCUACCAGCAAGACUGUCGCAGCCCCCGCUGUCUACUCCGCCCCAGCAGUUUAUGCCGCCCAUGGAGUUCAUGGACUUUACCUCUAAAUGAGUUCGGAGUUGUUUCUUCGAAUAUUUGACUGGUUUAAUAAAUAGUUUAUGAGUUUUCUCAA
This is a messenger RNA of Leptinotarsa decemlineata (Colorado potato beetle), 645 nucleotides long. RefSeq lists its product as uncharacterized. The record is from RefSeq and is a predicted model, not a curated record. NCBI's taxonomy places the organism in Eukaryota, Metazoa, Arthropoda, Insecta, Coleoptera, Chrysomelidae.